CACUUAUACAAAUUGAUUUAAAUCGAUAGGACAUUAGGUACGUUGAGCUUUGUAAAAACAAAUCAUAUCAAAUAUGGAGAAGUCUUGAAACCAGAUAUCAUAAAUUUCACAAUCAUUUAGUACCUAUAAGGAAGGGAAUAUAGAGAUAUUAAUGGGGAAUGAAUAUUGAUGUUAUAAGAUAAACUUGGAAACAGCUGGAAACGGACACAGAGGCUGUGAUAUCGUGGGAAGGGUUUUUAAUCAUGGCCAAACAAAAGGCCGUGACAGGUGAAAAGAGCUACUGAUUAGCCAACCUGUAGAACACUUUUGCGGUGUUCGAACCCCGCCACCACAAUGGCGGAUAACCCUUUAAAGAAAGAUAAAGUCAGGCAUUGGAUGUAUUCCGUGCUUGGUCUUCGAGUUAUUGCGAGAGGAUUAAAGCCACUGGUGACGACUAAACUCAAAGGUUUCCAUUCGGAUAUGAAACAAAAAGUCCAGUUUUCGUGUGGAAUACCGAUGUAUAACUGUCAAGCAUGUACCAUGGAAACUCUUUCAAUAAAUCAUAGUGGCACGUGCCCGCACAAAUGUAAAAAGUACUGUCUAUGCACUAAUAGAAGAGGUGGAAAACGAGUUACUUGCAAACAGAACAACGCUUGCGGUCAGAUGUAUGAGUUCAUCAUCGUUGAACAUGUUGCCAAUUCGCCAAAUUGGGGGCAAACAGAUGUCACAAAAUGGUCAAUAGACCCAUUUGCAGUAGCUACGUGUUUUACGUCCUCAAGAAAAGGUUUGGAGGAACUCGAAAUAACCUCAUUGAUAGAUCUUUGUUUGAAUAUCAAGUCGAUAACUCAAGAAUUUGAGAAGUCAACACAAGACCUGCUACUUACGGUAAGAAAGAUAAGAAAUGAUGUAUUUCACAGCGGAGAAAUGGAGAUAAGCAAACAACAAUUGCACGACUACCUCGGGCAGAUGAAAACAUUGCUAGACAGCAUUUCGAGUGCAGAAAAAGAGAAUGGAUUAGAAAAUGCCAAAAAAGAAAUUGACGAUCUGUUAGCAGGAAAUUGGUUCCUCGUUGAUCAGGAAUUAAAGGACGCGUAUAAAGAAAUUCACAAUGCAUUCAGCGAUGAUAUACAACGUCUGAAAGUUCACAUUGAAUCAAAACCGACGGAAGAAGAGAUGGAAGUAAUGAACAAAAGAUUCGAGCAUUUAAAUGAAAUAUUCGACCAACAAACUGCAUCCCAUACUGCGCAAUACAUAGCCAUUUCAAUACGAGUGGACAGCUUAGAACAGGACCACAGAUCACUCAACAGAAAAGUAACAGGGUUAGCAGAGUCUUUUGGAAAACUGCUGGUACAUCUGAACAAUCCAGAUUUGAAAAACAUGGUACAAUCAACUGUCGAAUUAACCAUGGAGUUGUCGGAGACACCGGAUGGCAGACAUGCGGAGAUAUUGGACAGUGCUGAGUUACGUUUAAAAGCAUGUACCAAAGCCGAAAAGUCAGAAGACCUUUCCACAGAAAUGAGUGAAGAAAAAGACAUUGUGGAAACGUUAAGCAAAGAAGGCAAAGAUCUAGAAUGUGUCAAAAAGAAAAGUAUUGCAUUGACAUUUCGAUGUCGAACACUUUCAAGUCUCGUUUCAUUGCUACAAGACUGCGUUAGUGGGAAGCUUACAGAGCGGUUUUCUCCUUUUGCAAAAUCCCUUGCUCAGCAGUUCAACCUUCCGAAUCUUAGCCUUGGAGUUUACAUCUACGAAAAUGAGCUUCAAACUUGUCUUAAUAACGUCAAUAAGUGUGUGAUGGAUCUGGUCACAAAAAUGGAGACAACAGAAACACUAAAAGAAGAAGAUUUCCUUAGGUACGUCCUUGAUUUUGCAGCUGAACAGAGUCGAGAAGUUCUUCCCAAAUUCUUUCCCUUCGUUGAAGAGGAAAUUGAUAAAACAUUUGUUGAUCCCGAGAUAGUUUACAAUGGAAAAUGCGGUACUGUUGAAAAGAUUGGACAUUUACUUUUACAAAACAGAAAUGACAAAACAAGCAAUACUUUAACUUUGGAAGGGGAGCAAGGAAUUGGAAAAACAAUCAUUUGCAAAAAGAUAUUGCUAUCAUGGUGUCAAACAAAUCGGAAAGAAACAUCUUUGAACAACAUGACCGUUGAAAUGAACAAGUUUACAGAGGUUUUGAAAGAUAGCUUGAAACAGUUCAAAUACUGUAUGUUUUUCCAAUGGAGUGAUGACACAACACCAAAACACAUUGAUGAAGAAAUGCUAGCUUUGCAAGUGCGACAAGACGCGAGAGAAACAUUUAGAAAGCUCCUUUCCGAAAGACCUGAUGAUUUCCUAUUUAUUUUGGAUUGUGGCACUGAUCCGGUUAGCGUCAAAUGCAACCCAUUCAUUAUCAUAACAAAAAGAACUCAAAUCUACGAUGCGGAUUUUGCUAGUGAUGCGAAAACAGUUGGGGUAAAGGGUUUUCGUCGGCCUAAACUCCAACAGCUCGUCAAAAACAUUUCCAGACAAUUGUUCUCGGAAAGUGAGGACGAUGCCAACGCAUUUCUUAGCGAUUUUCUAAACACCGAAAGUAUGCAAAAUCCCAGAUCAUUCACCAGAAAUCCACUCAUAUGCAAAUAUUUCGUUUAUGCAUUGUACUUGAGAAGAAACCAACCAAAUUCAAAUUUAAUCAUCAGUGAUCACAAUAUUGAGAUAUCGAACAUUAAACUCAGUCAUACACAAGUUGCGUUACUCCGAACACUGCCCCUCCAUCUGUAUAAUACAGGAGUCAAAAUAGACGGUUUCCAAAGUGAACCAGAUGAUGAAUGUGGAUGUUCCGUGCUUGGACCAGAAUAUGGCCGAUGGAAUGUGUUCAUUAAAGAGAUGAAAAUAACACAUUCUAGCAACCCGCUACGUCAUUCAAUGAGAUGCCCAUAUUUAGAAAGGUUUCAUUUUGUUAAUAGUACUAGCUUCUCACACGUUAUCGACACCCUUGAGUAUUCUUCGCCAGUUCUAAGGUCACUCACAUUAGAACGAAUUGAAAUCACUCAUUCGGAAGCUACACGACUGUUGUGCAAUAUAGAAAGUUUAACAGAAGUGUUUUUCAAAGAUGUGAACGCUCGCAAGGAUGACAAGAUUUGCGAAUGUUGCACGCACUUCACAUAUGAACAUAAGAUGAUCAUAGAAUCAUUGGUUAUUGACAACUCUGAUCAAGUUCUGUGUCACAUAGCACUUGCCCCGAAUCUAAAACAAUUGCAGCUUAAAAAUGUAAAAGUGACACAUAACAUCCUGGAACUUGCAAGAACCAAUGCAUACCAAGUUCUGUAUUCUCUCGUACUAGACGGCCUUCGGCUAUCACAUGCAGAAAUUGCGUCGUUGCUGUGCAAAAUACCGACCCUAAAAGAAGUGUCCUUGAAGAAAAUAACAACUUACCAUGACAACGAAUGCAAUUGCGAGAGCGGCUCAAAGAACACAUUAGACAUGAACAAUGUUGAAUUUCUUCAAGUUCAGGCAUCGAAAGGCGUCAUGAAUCUCAUCGAUUCUGCAGUCAAAUUAAAGACGUUGCAUUUGCAUCAAUGGGAUAGUGUUAAAAAGAUUCUCAAAAUCACCAUAAGGAGCUCUCUCUUACAUCACGUAUCGAUUGAUGUCGACCAAAUAAGUCACACUGAAGCAACGUACCUGCUUUGUGCCAUAGAGUCGCUUCGGCAUCUUGCCAUAUACACAAAGGUCUGUGUUAUUGGUCCAAGUUGUGGAUGCAGAGUCAGGUCAUCAAGAAAAAAGGACCAAUGCGAGAUGCAUUCCAAAUUAGUUCCAAAACACUUGCACGUGAACUCUGUUGCAUGCCUAACGCAUGUAAACAAUGCAACAUCUCUCAAUAAACUGACAGUACAUGGUCUAGUAAUAAAACAAGAUGAAGCGUCGAUUCUUGUAAAACUGCUGGAGAAUGCACGUACUGAUUUCUUUUUAACAUUCAAUGGAACGGAGUGCAGUAUUCAAUUGCUUAAAAUGAUAAUGCAUAGUCUACGUGCGAACAAAGCAACCAUAGAACUUCUCAAUGUAGUCGUGACCUCUGCCACGGACAUUGCAAUGCUGGUAGAGGAUACACCACCGUUUAUUCUGAUAGGCCAUACAAUGGCAGCCUACAAAGCCGCCGAAGGAGAAAAACCGCGACUUUGUAUUGAGAAAGCUACCAUCUCUUGUGAACCAAAGAAGCCGCAGCGGCCCACACAGUAACAACACAUAACAUACUGGCAGGGGUGAUUUCAGGCGACUUCUUGUAUGCAUGUAUACAAGGACGGGUGACGUGUUCUAGAUCAAAUUACCCCUGUGGUUCAUUUCUUCAGCGGACGCGGAGUUUUUGAACAACUGAUGUUAGAAAAUCAGACGUCAACCACUUUUAAAGGGACUCUCUGAUUUGUUUGUAAAAUGCACUUUUUGUAUAACAGAACACAGUGUGGCAAAUCCUAAGGAUUGUUGAAAUACAUGAAGGCUGGAACCCUUACACAAAUGUUGAUAUAUACUCAAAUAUUGUCUUUGAAGUCCACGACUUUGAAUAGCGUUAGUGACGCGAUUUAACAAAAGGCUUUUAUAAAAGGUUUAAAGCCCUCGGGCAAUUAUUCCUCCCAAUGGGGCAAUUAUCAACCAAAAGCCAUGUUCAACCAUGUUUUAUUCUAUAAGUAAUAUACAAUAUGAAUUUGUAGUACGUACGUAUACAUGUGCAUGAUGUAACUUUAUAAAUACAUUUUCAUUGGACGACAAAGAUACCCGAGGCCGUCGUCCUUUUCCGUAAACUUCUAUACGCAAUUAAAGCUGUGUAUUGGAAAAAUUUAUAAGCGGAAGUGUCAGUGACAGGGGAUUAAUGGCCGCUAAUUAGUGAUUAUAUGGCUUCAUGGGGACCAAAAUUAGUGGCCGUGGCCGCGUUAGACAGUUGGCCGCUUAAUGCACGUACAUUAUAUAGUAAAAACGUACGGGGGGAAUUGGGAGUGGCCCGUUAAGGCAGGUGGCCAUUUAAAGCAAGUGACCGUUCAACAAGGUUUGACUGUAACAUGAUUUUAUGCUAUAUUUGAAUAAAGUUUGAUUAACAU
This is a messenger RNA of Mya arenaria, 5039 nucleotides long. RefSeq lists its product as uncharacterized. The transcript is spliced from 13 exons. Bases 334 to 4188 code for a protein of 1284 amino acids. The record is from RefSeq and is a predicted model, not a curated record. Lineage: Eukaryota; Metazoa; Mollusca; Bivalvia; Myida; Myidae.